UGCGGUCAGUCAGUCUGCGGGGCACAGGAUCGCGUGGAAGGCUGCUGCAAGCUCCAAGGCGCCGCCUCCGCCGCCCAGAGUCCGGUUCGGUGCGGCCGCCGCCGAGCGAGCUCCUCCCGCCGCCGCCGCCGCCGCGCCGUGCCCCCGACCGCCCGCCGCCCGCUUGCAAGCUCGCCCGCCCCUGGGGCCCCGGCGCCAAACGAGGUGGGCAGCCGCGCCGGCCAGGGGCGGCCAGAACUGAACAGCCGCCGCGGAGCCCCUGGCCCUCGCCCCUCCCCAGCCCCACGCCCGCGGUGCCCUCGCCCCUCUUCGCCCUUCGCCCAGGAAAGGCGGGGAAAAGACGGGGAUUAACCCGAAGAAAGAAGGGAGUGGGGAGGGGGGGGGAGCCAGUAUCUCCCCUGGGGCAAUCGCCCAUCGCCCCCCGAUCCCACCGCGCGCAGAACUUUCGGGGGACGACUUUUACCCAUUUUGCGCCCCCUUUUUGCCAAACCGUAAAAUGAAAGGACAAAAGUUGGCGCUGACUCUUGUAGCUCCGAUGGCGACUUGUGCAUUUUCAGCGGCAUCUCCCGGAGAAAAAGCCCUGCGCGCCUGAUUGUUCUGUGGCCCCAAAGAUUCAGUGUGUGCGUGUGGGGGGGGUGGGGGUGUGUGGGUGUGUGUCUGUGUGUGUACACAGACGUCCACACACUCACUCGCGGCCGCAGGAUCAGCGCCUGGAAGCAGACGUUUCGGCCACAGACUUGGAGAGGAGGAGCUGGAGAUCGGGAGGCGUGAGCCGCCAGGAGUUUGCAGAAUCCGUGGUGUGAAUGAACUGGGGGCACCUGGGCGCGCGGAUCGCCCCCGCCCCCGCCUCGGGCCAGAGUUGAGUAGUGGGGGCAUUUUUUUUUCACCCUCUUGUGAAGAAUUUUUUUUUUUUAUUAUUUGUUGUAAAGUCUUUUGCACAAUCACGCCCACAUUUGGGGUUGGAAAGCCCUAAUUACCGCCGUCGCUGAUGGACGUUGGAGAGGGAGCGCCUCGCCGCGGAACAGUCGCCUGCACGCCCUCGCCGGACCCGCGGCUCCCUUGUUGCGCGCCGGCCCGGCUUUGCCUUUGCUACCGGCCGACGGGCUUCGGCGCCCCCUCGGUUCCCUGGCGCAUCUCGGCGCUGCUCCGGCUCGGGCCCCCAGACUUGGGCGCCAGUGACUGCUUCGCCUGUGAUUUCCUGCGCCUGCCGGACGCGCCCAGGAGGAGCCCGAAGCUCUGCGCCGGAUCGUCCCCCCAGGCUUAACCCGGCCGCUCCGCUCGGAUUCCUCGGCUGCCCUCGCUCUAGUGGCGACUUCCUCCCCGCAGCCACGUCCCCUCCCCCUCGCCAUGAAGAAGGCGAUUGGAAUAUUAAGCCCAGGAGUUGCUUUGGGGAUGGCUGGAAGUGCAAUGUCUUCCAAGUUCUUCCUAAUGGCUUUGGCCAUAUUUUUCUCCUUCGCCCAGGUUGUAAUAGAAGCCAAUUCUUGGUGGUCGCUAGGUAUGAAUAACCCUGUUCAGAUGUCAGAAGUAUAUAUCAUAGGAGCACAGCCUCUCUGCAGCCAACUGGCAGGACUUUCUCAAGGACAGAAGAAACUGUGCCACUUGUAUCAGGACCACAUGCAGUACAUCGGAGAAGGCGCGAAGACAGGCAUCAAAGAAUGCCAGUAUCAAUUCCGACAUCGAAGGUGGAAUUGCAGUACCGUGGAUAACACCUCUGUUUUUGGCAGGGUUAUGCAGAUAGGCAGCCGCGAGACGGCCUUCACGUACGCGGUGAGCGCCGCGGGGGUGGUGAACGCCAUGAGCCGCGCGUGCCGCGAGGGCGAGCUGUCCACGUGCGGCUGCAGCCGCGCCGCGCGCCCCAAGGACCUGCCGCGGGACUGGCUGUGGGGCGGCUGCGGCGACAACAUCGACUACGGCUACCGCUUCGCCAAGGAGUUCGUGGACGCGCGCGAGCGGGAGCGCAUCCACGCCAAGGGCUCGUACGAGAGCGCGCGCAUCCUCAUGAACUUGCACAACAACGAGGCCGGCCGCAGGACGGUGUACAACCUGGCUGAUGUGGCCUGCAAGUGCCACGGGGUGUCGGGCUCCUGCAGCCUCAAGACCUGCUGGCUGCAGCUGGCUGACUUCCGCAAGGUGGGCGACGCCCUGAAGGAGAAGUACGACAGCGCGGCCGCCAUGCGGCUCAACAGCCGGGGCAAGCUGGUGCAGGUCAACAGCCGCUUCAACUCGCCCACCACGCAGGACCUGGUCUACAUCGACCCCAGCCCCGACUACUGCGUGCGCAACGAGAGCACGGGCUCGCUGGGCACGCAGGGCCGCCUGUGCAACAAGACGUCCGAGGGCAUGGACGGCUGCGAGCUCAUGUGCUGUGGCCGCGGCUACGACCAGUUCAAGACCGUGCAGACGGAGCGUUGCCACUGCAAGUUCCACUGGUGCUGCUACGUCAAGUGCAAGAAGUGCACGGAGAUCGUGGACCAGUUCGUGUGCAAAUAGCGGUCGCUCGACGCCUGCCUGUCACCCUGCCCCGCUCCCAGGACCCACUUAUUUAUAGAAAGUACAGUGAUUCUGUUUUUUUUUUUUUAAUAUUGUUUUAUUUUCCCCUGAGAAUUACAACCGGAACCAUUUUUUUUUCUGCUCCCAUCUAAAAACUCUGUGGUUUAUUAUUAAUAUUUUUAUUAUUAUUUGGCAAUAAUGGGGGGUGGGAACCAAGAAAAAAAUAUUUAUUUUGUGCAUCUUUGAAAAGGUAAGACAAAACUUCUUUUGACGGUACAGGAUGAGGGGGAAUUACAUGUACCCUUAGUUGUGUGCACAUCUAGAAGGGAAAAAUGUUUUCUUUUUCUCAACUAAGGGGUCAGAUAUGGAACAGGUAGCAUCCAACUGGAAGGGGGUGGUACAGAUCUAUGCAGGACCCAGCUUCUGUGAUCAAAGUGAAUUGCGAAUGCUCUGGGGAGGGUGGAGAGGUCUUGAGAAACCAACAAAAAAUGAGGUCCCCCCCACCCCCCUUCCCUAGGGACUGCCAACCUGAAACAGUUUCAAAAUGGUAAUUUAAGAGGUAACAGCCAGAAUCUCCUAUCCUUCAAAGGAAGAAGGUACAUUAUUUGUGUCUGUUUUCUCAAACAUUCUAUCUGCAGAUGGUCUUACACUAGUAGCUACUGAAACUUGGGGAGCAGGGAGGAAAAUCCCAGUAGUUGAAGACCUGAGAAACACAGGUAUCAAGAUACUGACUUGAAGCUGUUAACAGGAAUUAGGUUAUCAGAUUGGAAAAGGAUUCCCAUGUGGUUCUGGGUACUAGACUUUUUGUUUGGAGAGAGGUGGGAGGUUGGCUUGAAUAUGAAGAAAAAUAUACUGUAAUUUUCUUAGGGAUACUUGGUUAAUAAAUAACAUUAAUGAAAAAUAGUAAAUGAAUCCAUUCACAGAUCCUCAGCCCAGACGACAAGGUGUGCAGGUCAGCGUUGCACCAGAGCAGAAAACCUGUUUGAGGGGAAAGAGUGAAAUCGGUCCUCCUACUUGACCCCAGGACCUCUCUGAUUCCUCCUUGCUUUGCUGCGAUGUGAUGCUGGCCACGUUGCGAAAGGCAGCAGCAGCUCAACUGGGUCCCCUUUGAUUGUGGGACAGGAAAUGAAGUAUUACAAGCUCCACUUGGGAAACAGUCCACUACUUAGGGAUUUUUUUUUCCCUAAAACUUUUAUUUGGAGGAGCACCAGUUUUUGUAUGUUUUAAUGACGUUAACAUGGCUAAUGGAGUUCCCAGAGGUGCUGCUGCGUUCACUGUUGUGAUCCUGUGUAGAGACUUUCCACUCCAGCUUUUCCUAUUAUACUGCAGGUGUGCCCCAAGACUGUUCUAGUGUACUUGAACAGUUGCAUUUAUAAGGGGGGGAUACGGUUUAAUGGUCCCUCAUAUCUCAAAGUCUUUUGUAAAUAACAUAUAUAUAUAUACACACACACACACACACAUCUAUAUAUAAAUAUAAAUAUAAUUAUAUCUCAGUGCAGCCAGUGAUUUCUAGUUUACUCUGGGGUUAUUUCUCGGUCUAGAGCAUUGUUAUCCUUCAUUGCAAUCCAAUUGGGAUUUUUCCAAAAGGUUUCUGGGUUGAGCCUGGGCUGUGGCCCUGAUGUGAUCACAUCUUAAGCAUCACGAAGCAGCCUUGUUUCUGAGGAAUCUGGAAGGUCUUACCUGAUAUGCAUGUUGGUUUGAAGACUUCUUUCAUCAUCCCUGUGCCACCCCCUUUCUCCAACCUCCAUUUCUGUACACUUUCCAGAAAGGGCAUUACUCCUUUGUCAUAGAGGUGGAAAUGAAGAGAGUUUCAAAACUCGGAAGCUUUGUCAAUGCGUCUGUUCCCUUGGUUCAUUUUGCAGAGUGAAAACCGGUGCCUGUUAGGCCUGGAGGUACCUGUUUGAGUCCAAGGAAAACUGAGCUUACAACAUACAUAGCUAGUUAGAGAGAUUUUUUUUUUUUUUAAAGCAAGGACACCUUUUUCCUAAAAAUGCCAUCAAAUGUGUUCUUAUCUCAGACUUACGCUGUUCUAAAAGUUUGGAAAGAUACACAUCUCCUACAACCGUCCUAGGCUUGGUGGUCUUCAUAAUCACCUCCACCACCUGUGGCUCUUAAUUUAUUGCACAAGGAUAUUCACUUCCCCUCAGUUGCAGUGAAUUGCAAGCAAAAGAUCUUGAAAUUAAAAAGCACUAAUUAGUUUAAAAUGUCACUUUUUUGGUUUUUAUUAUACAAAAACCAUGAAGUAAUUUUUUUUUAUUUGCUAAACCAGAUUUUGUUCCUUUUUAGUGAUUCAUGUUUAUGAAGAGAGUUGAGUUUAACAAUCCUAGUUUUUAAAAGAAACUAUUUAAUGUAAAAUAUUCUACUUGUCAUUCAGAUAUUAUGUAUAUCUUCUAUGGCCUUUAUUCUGUACUUUUAAUGUACAUAUUUCUGUCUUGCGUGAUUUGUAUAUUUCACUGGUUUAAAAAACAAACAUUGAAAGGCUUAUGCCAAAUGGAAGAUAGAAUAUAAAAUAAAACGUUACUUGUAUAUUGGUAAGUGGUUUCAAGUGUCCUUCAGAUACUUCAUGUGGAGGUUUUUUUUUUUUUUUGAGAAACCAUGAGGGAUAGUUUAGGGUGACUACGCGUCAGAAUAAUAGAAGAGUGGAGACUUUUACCAAAACCAAACUUUGGAAGCUUCAAAAGAUUUCUAUAUGUAAUGGAACAAAAGGGGAAUUCUCUUUUCCUCUAUAUGUUCCUCAAAAAAAAAAAAAAAAAAAAAAAGAAAGAAAGAAAAGAAAUCAAGCAGAUGGCUUAAAGCUGGUUGUAGGAUUGCUCACAUUCUUUUAGCAUUAUGCAUGUAACUUAAUUGUUUUAGAGCGUGUUGCUGUUGUAACAUCUAGGAGAAGAACUGAAAAGGCACACGCUUUUAUCCAUGACCAGUAUUUUUGUCCAAAAGUAUAUUUGUGUUUACCACUGCAUCUGUUGUACCUCUCUGUUGGAAGUUACCAUGGACGGAUGGUCUCUUAUACCCCUUUGGAAGUAGUUCUACGAAAAGCAAACCUCAGUCUGCAGAGAAUGAAACUCAUUGGAAACUGAAGGUUCGUUGUGUUAAGUGCAAUUAAUAUGAGUUCUUGUGCUUUCUGAAAACUUACACCGAAAUCUGGCCAGCGCCACACAGAUUGAUACGUUAGCCCUUUGCUUUUUUUUUUUUUUCUUUCCGGAUAACCUUGUAACAUAUUGAAACCUUUUAAGGAUGCCAAGAAUGCAUUAUUCCACAAAAAAACAGUAGACCAACAUAUAGAGUGUUUAAAAUAGCAUUUCUGGGCAAAUUCAAACGCUUGUGGUUCUAGGACUCACAUCUGUUUCAGUUUUUCCUCAGUUGUAUAUUGACCAGUGUUCUUUAUUGCAAAAACAUAUACUCCAUUUAGGACUGUCAGCAUAUUUUUUUCUUUUCAUGCUGGAGUGCAUUCAAGAUCUUCCCAAUACAGGAAAAUUAACAAAAAAUUUGUAUGUAGGCAGUGGCAAACAGAGUCAUGUUCAAAAUAGUAAUUAUGGGCUAAAGUAGAAGGAAGACCGUUUUAAGUUUUGGUCCAGUUUAUCUGUUCAGUUCUUCAAGCUUGAACUCCUGGGACUGACACCGUGUGUAUGUUUUAGUAGCCGACCCAAACCCUUUUCUCAGACAAUGUUGCCAAUACCAGUUUUCAAUUUGUUUUUGCAAAACAUUAUUCAAGCCGGUGGAGUUAUCAAAUAUGACGUUCUAUAAGUACUCCGAAUAAGAAACUGGUACUGGCUGAGUCCAAGAGAUCCUUGGCAAAAGCAGUCCCCAAAGACUGAGUGGUGUAUUAUAGAAAUAGAGACAGAUAGAAAAGGUACUUACAACUUGAAGAAUAUACGUAAUGCAAAUACUCACCAAGGCAUAGGUCUAGAGUACUGCAUUAUCUCUGUAAAGUAUACUUUAAAAAUAUUUAUUUUUUUAAAAAAGGUAUUUUUUAGUCUCUCUCUUUGGAAUGGGGAAAACUAGAUGCCAUGUUUUGAAAGUAAGACGAAGAAAUGAGUUUUUAAUAAUAUAGGACACAUUUGGCAAUGUUAGGAAUAAAAACCUAGGAAGUGGAUCGUCUACCUGUUCGCACAAACUUUACGCUUCAACCUAAUGUUUGGAUAAUACUUUAUUUUAGUGAAACAUCAUCUUGUUAGUCAACUUGAGACAAUGGAUAUGGAAUGAUUAAAGGUUGGUGUGAUUUUUUUUUAAAGCAAAAGUGUAUCAGUUUGAAUUUCAAAGAUUUAAUGUCUCAGUAUUUCAGAAGCAAACGGAAAUGAGGAACAUUGCCUCCUAGAUCAGUUUUAUAUGCAGUGUACAAUUUGCUGGGCUAGAAAUGAGAUAAAGAUUAUUUAUUUUUGUUCAGACCUUGUACUUUUCUAUUAAAAUCAUUUUAUGAAA
Felis catus (domestic cat) is the source of this 6906-nucleotide messenger RNA. It is a transcript of the gene WNT5A, whose product is annotated as Wnt family member 5A. The transcript has 5 exons. Gene Ontology annotation, biological process: canonical Wnt signaling pathway; neuron differentiation; multicellular organism development. Gene Ontology annotation, molecular function: cytokine activity; frizzled binding. The record is from RefSeq and is a predicted model, not a curated record. Bases 1348 to 2490 code for a protein of 380 amino acids. Lineage: Eukaryota; Metazoa; Chordata; Mammalia; Carnivora; Felidae. Gene Ontology annotation, cellular component: extracellular region.